AUGCUCCAGCUCCCCCGCCUUCGCGAGGGCGGCCCGUGCUUCUGGGACGAUUCUCUCUGCACCAGGUGCCCCAAUGUCCGCAUCACACACACCCAGGACAGACCCUCCCCGGGGCCAGGGCUCGGGUACGCAGCGAUGCUUCCGUGGGGCCGGGCCUCCAUCCCGGCCCUGCAGCUGUCCCUGCAGUGGCCCUGCCUCAGGCUGUCCAUCCGGUAUGGGGUGCGGGUGGGCCUUCCCACACACCUCUCCCGCUACCACCGGCUGGGCUGUCGGGACCCCCGCCGUUCUGCCCGUGGACGCGGUACACGGCCUCCCCGAGGGCCCCACGCAGGACCGCUGGCCACAGGGCCCAGGAGGUGGACAGUGGACUUGGCCCGUUAG
Molecule: messenger RNA, 381 nt
Organism: Rangifer tarandus platyrhynchus (Svalbard reindeer)
Lineage: Eukaryota; Metazoa; Chordata; Mammalia; Artiodactyla; Cervidae
Source: the annotation of a GenBank genome assembly